CCGCUUUCCUUUCCCGCUCGUUUCUUCCCAGACCGUUGUCCUUCACGUUUCGUCUCUUGGUCUCAUCCUCACCGAAGAUGGCGGUUCUUCUCGGAGAAGGAGCGGAAAUAGCGGAAGGCUGCUGCCCUAGGUUAAGAUGGCGCGGGCGGCGUCAGCGCCGAGGGGCUCGGGCGAGGGCCGGGCUGUGGGCGCCCGGGCGGCGCGGUGCAUUGUGGGGUGGCGGCGGCUUUGGGCUGGGCCGCGUAGCGUUUGGAGGGUCGGGGCCAUGGCUUCCUGGGCCGCGCUUUCGCCCAGCAUCGUGGAAUAUUUCGAGGGCGAGGAUUUCUAUCGCUGCGGCUAUUGUAAGAACGAGUCGGGCAGUCGCUCCAAUGGCAUGUGGGCACAUUCCAUGACUGUACAGGAUUAUCAGGAUCUCAUAGACCGAGGAUGGCGAAGAAGUGGGAAAUAUGUGUACAAACCUGUCAUGAAUCAAACAUGUUGUCCUCAGUACACAAUAAGGUGCCGACCUUUACAGUUUCAGCCAUCAAAAUCUCACAAGAAGGUUUUGAAAAAAAUGUUGAAAUUUCUGGCUAAAGGGGAAAUUUCAAAAGGAAAUUGUGAGGAUGAGCCCAUGGAGCCCACCAUGGAGGAUGCCGUUGCCAGUGACUUUGCAUUAAUAAAUAAAUUGGAUAUACAGUGUGACCUUAAAACGCUCGGUGAUGACCUCAAAGAGAGUGUAAAGAGUGAAGAGAAGAAGAAAGGAAAGAGCUCAGAGAGGGAGGAAUCUAAUGAGUUAAUCCAGUCACAAGAUAUGGAGGAGAAGUUGGACUCUGGUGAACCAUCACAUUCAGUAAAAGUGCAUACAGCUCCUCAGCCAGGCAAAGGGGCAGAUUUGAGUAAGCCUCCAUGUCGAAAAGCAAAGGAAAUCCGGAAAGAAAGGAAAAGGUUAAAACUCAUGCAGCAGAACCCAGGUGGAGAACUGGAGGGUUUCCAGGUUCGGUGUCAGCCACCGUCUUUGUUCCCACCAAAGGCUAAAUCCAACCAGCCCAAGUCACUUGAAGAUUUAAUUUUUGAAUCUUUACCAGAGAGUGCAUCACACAAGUUUGAGGUGAGGGUGGUGAGAUCAUCUCCACCAAGUUCUCAGUUCAAAGCCACAUUUCAGGAGUCUUACCAGGUCUAUAAACGCUACCAGAUGGUUAUUCACAAGGACCCACCUGAUAAACCAACUGUGAGCCAGGUGAGGCUAGUACCUGUCUCCUUUGAGGACCCCGAGUUCAAGUCGUCCUUCAGCCAGUCAUUUUCUUUAUAUGUCAAGUAUCAAAUGGCCAUACACCAGGACCCGCCUGAUGAAUGUGGGAAGACCGAGUUCACAAGAUUCCUUUGCAGCUCACCUUUGGAGGCAGAGAAUCCCCCUUAUGGACCAGAUUGUGGUUAUGGUUCCUUUCACCAGCAGUAUUGGCUUGAUGGAAAGAUCAUUGCUGUGGGGGUGAUUGACGUCCUUCCAUACUGUGUCUCGUCUGUAUAUUUGUACUACGAUCCUGAUUAUUCGUUUCUGUCUUUGGGUGUCUACUCUGCACUCCGAGAAAUUGCUUUUACUAGGCAGCUUCAUGAGAAAACACCUCAACUCAGCUAUUACUAUAUGGGUUUCUACAUUCAUUCAUGUCCCAAGAUGAAAUAUAAGGGUCAGUAUAGACCGUCUGAUUUGCUGUGUCCUGAGACAUACGUUUGGGUACCCAUUGAGCAGUGCCUGCCUUCACUUGAGAACUCCAAGUACUGCCGUUUCAACCAGGACCCAGAAGCAGGAAGCAUGCAGAUCUGUUGCCCUCCCUGUCAUCUGAGUACCACUCACCGUUUAUAGCAGUUCUCCUCUGCGCGGCCCUCCCCACCCUCACCGUGUUCGCUGUGGCUUUGCUCGUCAGGCACAAGUCAUAAUGCUCUCCUGCCCUGUGAUCAGUUGCAUUAAGUUGUACUGCAUGUCUUCCCCCAGGCUGAAGUUCCUGGGUGUUUCCGUGGAUGCUUUUUGACCUUUCUAUCUUCACAGCCCACCAAAGGAGAUGCCCAAUGCAUAAAUUCUUAAGAACACAAACAUUUUCCUACUAGCCACCUGUGGUUUAGGCUAACUUUAGGAAAAAGAAGGAGAGAGGAAUGGAAAGGUCAGGGGAAAGGAAGAAAGUAAAUGGACAAAUCAAAUAGGAAGACAAAGAGGACGAGGAAAGAAAUGCAGUCAUUUCUUCUGUUCUAAGAUGUGCAUUUUUUUUUUUCACAAAUCAGGUUUUCUUUCAUUAAAAAAUUGGUUCAUGUACCUUUGUAUUUUGUUAUCUCCUGGAAAGGCUGGUAUGAAAUCAAGAGUGGGCACUUCUUACACAUGAUGAUACCUUAGAAUCUGAUGAAGAGUGGCCAUAGGGGCCCAUGUGCCAGGCACCUCGAGGUUAGCUCCAGGUUUUCUAGAUAUUUGGGUUUCGUAGAGCAGCCAAAGCUUUGCAUUCCUGUACCUUAAAUUACUGAUCAGAGUUUCAUUCUAAGUUCUACCUCAUUAAUUAAAUAGACUUGUUGCUUAAAAACAAACGUAUUGAAUUUGUCAGUUAGUUUUGGAGUCAGGCUCAAAAGGCAAUAGCAUUUUAGAGGAAAGCAUAUACGGUUGACCCUUGAAUAACUUGGGGGUUAGGCGCCAACCCUCCACCCAGUUGAAAAUCCAUGUAUAGUCGACUUAGAGUUGGCCCUUUGUACCUGCAGCCUCAGAUUCAACCAACCCUGGAUCGUGUAGUGCUGUAGUAUUUCCUAUUGAAAAAAUCCGAGUGUAAGUGGACUUAAUGCAGUUCACCCGUGUUGUUCAAGGUCAACUGUACUUAACCACUCUAUCCUCUCAAAAGAAUUUUUCCCUUUAUCUUUUCUCAAGGUCAGGUCAGAGCCAGUCCCUGUGGUGAAAAUUGUUGAACAUCUUAGUACAUUGUUUGAUGUUCACAUGUAAAAAUUUGUCUUUAUAAGUUCCUUCCAACUGAAUAAUAAUAUGAUCUCAAAUUGGUUCCGACUCCCAAACUUACGACACAAUUUCACCUUCCCUUUUUCCCUCUUGAUCUAUUUUCUUUAAAAUAGAUCUGCUUCUCUUCUUGCGUAUACUUGGAGAUUAAAACAGUCACAGGAAAAAAAAAUAAUAAAAGUCACAGGCUCUCCCUGUUUUAUAAAGUUGAAAAGGUGACUGCAUGAUUUCCAUGUACUAAAUGGACAUUCAAGUAAAGAUUCAUUCAUGUUAAUAUAUUUUGAAUUCAUUUUCCAAAGUAAGCGCUAAUGAGCAUUUCAUGGCAAAGAAAAUUUAGUCUCAUACCUGCAGGUUUUGUCCAGGACUUACAACACCCUGGUGAGUGAGGAAUAUAUAGCCUGUUUAUUUCCUGUAAUCUAAGUUCCAUUUCUUAUGACAGUAGCUUUAGCUCUUAAUAUUCAUUGUUUAGGAUUCACUUACAAAAGCCAGAGGAGUUAAUUUCUUUGAUAAUAGUGCUUCCAAGAAAAUGAAGGUCCUUUUCCAUAUGCUGAAUCGUUGGAACUUCGAGGAGGACACCAUACAGUUUUAUCAGUAUUGAAUAUCACAGUCCAGAAACUAUUUGAAAUCACACUUACAUCCUGUGGUUUUAGGAAAUUAAAAUGCAGUUACAUGCUGGAAUGCAUUGAGCAUGCUGUGAAACAUGGUCAUUUGAGUUUCAAAUGGCAAUCUGUGAGAAACUGCUCUCUUCUCUGGGGCCAGUUUUACUCAUACAUGACCCAAACUCUGACUUAGAAAAUACAGAGCUUAAUAUGGGCAAUAUUGUUAGUCGGCAUGGUGCUUUUUUCACUAAAUCUUGUUUCUCCUUUCAGCUGUUCAGUAGUUAAAUUUCUCUGCAAAAGGCACAGCUGAUCACCAUGGGUGUCGGUAAAACAGACUUUGGUUACAAGGUGCAUCAGUGGCCCUUGCAGGAAAAAUUACAUUUUCCCCCUGUCCUGAAUUGCUGAGAACGUCUGGAAAUCCUAUUCUUCCCUGCCCUCAACCCAUCCCCCGCAACCCCACAUAUUUUGGGGAUUCGGGUUCUAUGGUUAUUUGCUCAGCUAAAAAGUCUGCCUCACAAUAAAAACCUAUUGUUUUUACUGCUGUACAGUACCAUGGGGGGAGGGCUGGCAAACUAAAGUAAUUCGGAAAAUUUUAAAGAGAUUCUUUUGUUCAUAAAUAGGUCUUUUGUUUUUCAAUUCAGGACCUCUGCCUACUCUAAAUAAAGGAUUUCAAAAGUUCCUCAAAUGAUUUUUAAGUAAACGUGUGCUAGGUUGCUUUUUAAAUUGAUGGUUAGAUAUGUAUAGAUUUCAAAAAUUCUGCAUCACAGCUACAUUGUACUUUUUUGGAUUAAAUUAUUUUUAAAAAUAUUUACUGGAAACACUAGUAGAAAAUUUGUUCAAAUGCAUAAAACCGCUACUAAGAAGGAAAUGAAAAUGAUUCACAUUCUCGUGGUACAGCAGUAAAAUCAUUGUUAAUUUUUUUAUGCUCUCCUGAUCUUUUUUUCCUGUGCAUAUAGCUCUGUGAAUUUUUUAAGAAACAAAACAAGAAAUCAUGCUUCACACUUUUGUUAUCGUUCUUAAUACUUUGUGUGGCUUCUUAGUUUUAGUAAAGUAAAAACUACUUGACCACUAAUUUGGUCAGUCAUUCAGCAAACAAAUGCCACUACUUAUGUGAUAGUAUCUAAUACAGAUAUUUUACAAGCAUAAGAUUUACAAGAGUUUUACAAGGAUAAACCGAAUGUUUUGGAGUUGGUUUUAUAGCCAUGAUAAACUAUGAUUUGAUUUGACCCUUAAUGUUGCACAAUAUUGUACUGCCAGCUAAAAAUUGGCAUUUGCCGUCUGCCUCUAUAAGGAUUAAGUCACAAACGUCUGUAGCUGCUGACCUUCCACACAUCCUGAAAGGAGUUCAGGGUGGAGAUCAGGAAUGAGGCCCUCUGUGCUCUGGGGAAAACUGGCAGGACAGGGCUUCAGAGAGAGAUUUUCAGGAGAAGGUUUUAUGAGCCUAUGUCUUGCACCUCCUCAGAUCUAGAAAAGCACUAAGAUCAUGAACGGAGACAUCUGCUCCUCGUGACCAGCAGCGGCCUUCUGCUGAGACGUGCGCUUGACUGCACGCACCCCCUUCACCAAAAUCCUAUGUAACACUGACCUUCCCCCCACCCCUUCGGAGCAGUUCCUCAGAGCUCUCUGAGAGGCUGUCUCCCGGGCUGUAGUCCUCAUUUUGCCCCAGAUAAAACUUCACUCACAACUCUCACGUUGUGCCUUUUUUUUCAGUCGACAGUACUAUUUUUGUUGGUAGUAAAAUCCUUUUGGUUCCAGUUUUACAAAAUAUUAAAACUUCGUUAAGCAUACGGUAUUUCCCAAGCGCCAUUCUGUGUUUUCCCCUAUGUUACCUCAGUUUAUCCUCAGAACAUAAUUGAAUGCUUCAUCAUUGACCCCUCAGAUAUUAUUUAUUGCAAAAAUAAUAGCUAAUAAUGGCUUUUAAUCAUAAAUGUAAACUAAUUUUAAUUUAAAUAUUGCUCUAUAAUAUUUUUAUGGAUACUUUUAGUAUUUCAGAGGAGAUAAUUAGAAUAAGCUUUAUUUCUAUUUCUACUUAUAGAAGUAUACAUUUUACCACAGAUUAGUCUAGAUUUCACUCUCUCUUUUCUGUACAUACCUUGAAAUAUUUGCAAGUAAUUUCUUAAUUUGUCUAUAAUAUAACUAAGUCAUAAAUUAUUAAGGUAUUGAAUUUUAAUUUACUAUUAAAAAAACAGCACCUAAUUUUGGUUUAGUGCUUUAUGUACUUAGCCCAGGUUAGAGAAUUUCUAGGACACCUAAAAUCUUGCCAGCAGCUGCCGAAAAUCUAAACUAGUGUAAGAUGGUUUUUCCUAGUUUGGUCCCCAUCCCUCAAAACUCCGAGCCUCCGAACUGUGUUAUUUUAUGUUGUUUCAUUUGCCUCUUUUCUUCUCUCUUUAUUCCGUCCUUCUUUUUUGCUGGCAUGGUUCCCUGGCAUUUUUUCUAUACUUCUGCAGUUUCUGUCAUACAUGCCCACAGAAAAACCAAGUCCCACUCUGACUGUG
Molecule: messenger RNA, 6050 nt
Organism: Aethalodelphis obliquidens (Pacific white-sided dolphin)
Lineage: Eukaryota; Metazoa; Chordata; Mammalia; Artiodactyla; Delphinidae
Gene: ATE1
Product: arginyltransferase 1
Exons: 13
Coding region: 137-1837 (566 amino acids)
Biological process (GO): protein arginylation
Cellular component (GO): cytoplasm
Molecular function (GO): arginyl-tRNA--protein transferase activity
Source: RefSeq, a predicted model, not a curated record